AUGAAGGAAGAAACAGAAACCUCCAGAGAAACCCCCGAAGGCUCGGCUGCUGGCGACGAGUCGAAGGCCGGAUCGCAAAUGCCAGUACUGCCAACAGGCGUUUACAUCCUCAUCAUUGGGUCGUCACCUCGACCAAUUCCUUUUAAGAAGAAACCCGACGGAAUCCACGAUGUCGAAGAGAUCAGACGAAUUCGCAGUGGAAUCACUCGGCGCCAGGCACGAACAUCCACAGGGAAGAACGAGGGCAGUCCUGAACAAGGCCAGAAAAAGGGCACCUCAGAGCCGUUUACAGCCGCAGACUCGGGAUCGAAGUCGCGCGAGGCUCCGGUGCGCAUGAUGUUCAACACACCCACCUGGCAUGCGACUGGGGUGAUCAAUGAUAUUCCCAACCCCAGUCGCGUGCCGGAUGGGCCUCGCAUUGCGCCAUCGCAGUCUCAGACAGGGUCGAUACAGCUGCCGGACUAUGCGAGUAGAGGUGCUAGCUCCGGCAACCCGGAUACGAUGCGGGCGUUGGAGCUCGCACUGCGCGAGGUGCUUGAUAAUAUCAAAGCUGCGAGCUCUCGUAUUCGGCCUCGGCUGUCUCCAUUCGACUUCGACCUUCAAGCUCAGACUUUUCCCUCUAUAUGUCUGCAGCUGCUCCCUCCUCCACCAAGCCUGUUUGCGACACAUCCGUUUUCCUCCUCUACCUCGUUUCCCCUCCAACCUCCCGGCGCCGAGCACCUCGAGAUAAUUCGCCAAGCCCUUCGAUCCAAGGUCGCACAAUGGCGGACCGACCAACUCGCAGUAGACUCCACUACUCCGGCUCAUACGAGACAUGGGAAUAGUGGGGUGGAUCCGAACAUGAUCUACCGGAGCGCACAACAGCACGAGGAUAUCAGUUUUCGACACUUGGAAUUGGCCUUCAAUCAUUGGAAUUCUAUGUCCCACGAGACCCGUCGCGACGCGUGGCAAUUGGAAAUCACACGUGCAUUUGUGCGGGAAACAGAGAAGCGCAAGUCCUCAGACGAGCAACUCGCUCGAGUGCAACAGGAAGCAAACCAGCUGCGUGCACAGGUCGAGCGCCUCGGAUCAUGCCAGUGGCCUCGUGAGUUCGCACUGUUUCCCCCAGAUACGCUCCCCCUACCACGGGAGGUAGCGCGGGAGUUAGACGCACAAGACAGCCCCAUCAGUGCCGACUCUACACGAUGGGACUACGACAGCGUGGUCGCCAAAUGGAGACGUGUUGUUAUGCACGACAAGGGCAUGGGCCGGGUUGGGGUUGGUUAUGGAAACCCCAGUCAGCUGGGGGAUCCAGACAAGACUCCGUCUCAACAAAGCCCUGAUGUCCGGCCUCCACGCCCAGGCGAAGACACCACCUCUCAUCCAAAUCGCUUGCGCCCCUUGCAAUCUGCUACGGCGUUGAGCCCAGACGUUGGGGCUGCCUCCACCCCUGCUUCAUCUACCCACUACGCUUCACCCCACUCCUUUGCAGAUCCUCGCAGCCCGCCCAGCGGCACCCUACCCAGUGGCAUGCCCCAGGUGGGUGGGCUGCCUCCGGCUAAGCGACAGCGCCUAAUGAAUGGAUCAGAAGACACAUCUGGUCCUUCAUCCGAGUCUGGUCAUGUUCCGCCUCCGGCAGCUGGUAAACCAUGGGGAUCUUCCACGCCCCAUUUAUCCAAUCUUGCUGCACCCUCGGGACAGACUCCUCCGUCGUCGUCCAGGAACUGAUUGGUUUUGGAAUAUAAUAUUUGUAGAAAAGCACCGGACAAGGCGCUUGAGCUUCGUUGGAUUGGGACAGUAGGUGGCUUCGUCUGCUCCCUCUGCUCCUGGCUCUUCUUAAUAGAGAAUACCACGUUCA
Messenger RNA from Penicillium samsonianum, 1837 nucleotides. RefSeq lists its product as uncharacterized. Bases 1 to 1707 code for a protein of 568 amino acids. NCBI's taxonomy places the organism in Eukaryota, Fungi, Ascomycota, Eurotiomycetes, Eurotiales, Aspergillaceae. The transcript has 3 exons. The record is from RefSeq and is a predicted model, not a curated record.